AUGGAGGAGAUGGCGGGUGAAGAAGACGACCCUUUACUGUUUCUCCCUUUCCCAUUUACAACCAAGGAAGUGAAGCAACCCCCAUAUAAAGGUUCCGAUCCCGAGUGGCUUGCGUUCUUGGCUGUGAACAAGGACCAGCAGGUUCAAAAAGAUAUCAAGUUCGGACUUGCGGAAAUCAUCCGUCGUGGUGUGGAAAAGAAUCCAGGCUAUGUAAGGCUACUGGGAGGAAAAGACAUCAAACUCAAGAAACUUUGGCUCGAUAUCAUAUACCCCCCAGCACCUCCGCCGAAACACUACGUAUCUGGGAUCAUCAUCGAUGACGAGGGCAUCUUCUGGGGCGACAGACCAAUCGACUCCGUCGCCGCGAGCCACGUCAACAUGGCUAUAUACCCCAAAGCUGUAGCCUUGACUGUUUGGACUUUUGUCAACUCUCUCUGCAGACAAACAGCACAAGAUGUAGCUAAAGCCCUGGGAUUCAACACAGAACCACCCCAAGACACAUCGUGGCAAACCGUCGCUAUUAACCGCAUGAAGGAGCAAGGAGCGCUAGGCUCGGGGGGCAAGCACGCCGUCAAGGUCCCCAGCACUACCGACAAGCCUGCAAACUUCCCUUUCCCAACGGCCAACGGGGAUCUUUUCGGACCUUCUAUCGGCAGCGACAAUACCCAGCUCGACCCUCGUAUCCAAGGUGCUCUCCACGCGGCUUCCAUGACGUUCACCAAAAACUGGCAGCCUGUGAAACAGCCCCCGAGCCGUGGGUGCAUCCGUGUAGAUGGCCUGGUGGAAUUGCAAGGUAAGAACGCCGUCAUGGCCGUGUAUGUUCUGGGGUGGUAUGAUCCCAAGCAGAAGAACUACAUGGCUAUUCAAACAGGCCUGAAGCAUUUGAUACAGCUGAAACAGCGGCCAGCUGCAGGUUGA
Metarhizium brunneum ARSEF 3297 is the source of this 918-nucleotide messenger RNA. RefSeq lists its product as uncharacterized. The record is from RefSeq and is a predicted model, not a curated record. Lineage: Eukaryota; Fungi; Ascomycota; Sordariomycetes; Hypocreales; Clavicipitaceae.